This is a messenger RNA of Symbiodinium pilosum, 1590 nucleotides long. Lineage: Eukaryota; Dinophyceae; Suessiales; Symbiodiniaceae. The record is from the annotation of a GenBank genome assembly.
AUGUCCGGAUGGCCUUUGUUUCUGACUCUCGACUUCUUCCGGUUCGACAAGGUGUUUCAGGACAUGGCUGAGAAGCGACUUCCAGGAGUGUUUGCAGGCUUGCAGACAAUGAGGUAUAGUAACACCUUAAGUGGUGCAAUCCAGGCUGAGCAAGGUGGGCGUAUAGCUCUUGACUCAGUUGUGAAGCUGGCAAACAGCAUCGCCAAGGGGAAGGGUGAAGGGGCUUUGGCGCAGCUCAUGCCGGCAUUUACAGCACUGGUGAACUAUCACAACAUUCGUAAGUUUGACCUGCCCCGCAGCGAUCCGCAUGAUGUGCCACGUCUGGGAGUUGAAGCCAAGCACCUUAUCGAGUUCGCGGACACGCAGCUCAGGAAUUGGAUGGCGCAUUUUGGUUAUACCUUCUCCCUGCUGAUCAAGCUGGAAAUUCCUUUGGUGAAUUUGCUGCAGGCAUUGUCAUGGCCAGGCGUCGUCAUGACGCGCCCGCAAGACUAUUUUAGGAACACAAUACAUUUCCCAGGUCUCCAGCUGACCAAGAUCUUGCCACCUCAGCAGUCCUGGAGCCUUCCGUUGAUAGAGCAACACAUCCAUCCCGGUUUUGAUGCUGCCAGCAACAUGGUACGAACUACCUUGCAGCCAAUGUGCUACGCGCCGGGGUUCCUCUUCGUCAUUCUCGCCACAGCUUCGCAGAUUCGACAGGCGUGUGAGCUGCGCAAGCCUGCAUGCAUGCAGGCACAGAGACUGAAGGUUUGGGACGUGGGGGCCAGCUACGGUGACUGCAUGCUUUGGGCAGCCACAGUUUUAUUGGAAGCCCUGCUCGUCACAGAGCGAUGGCAAUUAGAGCUGCGGGGCUUUGAGCCCCUCCCCUCCGCGGCAGCAGCUUUCCGCCGUUCCGUGAGAGGCUUGCAAACUGCCUUAGCUGCCAGGCGGCCCGAGGCUCCUGAGGCUUUGCACUUCACAGUGGAGGAGAUUGCCAUGAGGGAUCAUGCUGGGCAGAUAGAGAUUUCCUUUCCAAGUCAUUCCAUGGCCUUGGCUACCUUUCACCGUUGUGAAGAGCGCUAUAGCAUCGCCUCCAACAACCUCUACCACUGCGUGUCGCGGCCCACUCGGGCGGAGACCUUGGACAGCUACUUGGCCAGCUCCCCGGAGCCUGGCCUAGCAGGUCCCAUAGACGUCCUGAAGCUGCACGUUCAAGGCGAUGAGCUUUCUUUCCUCCGGGGUGCUCAUGGUUCGUUCUUCAGUGGCAAGGUUUGCCUGCUGCAAAUGAAUCUUGAGACUAUGGUUCUACAUGUAGACAUGGAAGACCCAGCUCUUUGGCUGGCCGAGGAACUCACUCGCGCUUUCAGGGGAGCUGGCUUUGUGGGAGUCUUGGUAAACUUGUGGGAAGUCAAGCCCGUCAGUCUAGCUGGCAUUGCCGCUGGCAUCAAGUUCAAGCAUCCGGACUCUGUGGCGUGGAAGCCACCUGAUCCAAACAAAAAACCUGAGCAGCUUCACCACGAACUGGUUGUGUGGCGCUCCUCCGAGUACUGCCAAGAGAGCUUGGCAGUUCAGGCGGUGAGUAGGAUGUGGGGGUUGCACGGGGCUCCUUUAUGA